Messenger RNA from Staurois parvus, 311 nucleotides. The record is from the annotation of a GenBank genome assembly. Lineage: Eukaryota; Metazoa; Chordata; Amphibia; Anura; Ranidae.
GGUAUUGUGAGCGGUAAGCAGUGCUGCCAGUGUGGGAGAGAUGACACAGUCUAUAGUUGUACAAGUUGGGCAGUGUGGAAAUCAGAUUGGGUGCAGGUUCUGGGACCUUGCAUUGAGAGAACAUGCUUCCGUCAACAAGAAAAGGAAUUUACGAUGAAGCUCUGUGCAGCUUUUUUAGAAAUGUUGAUACAAGAGCUGAAGCUGUCAAACCAGAUGUUCAGAGAGGGAAGAUUUGCUCACUUAAAGCACGGGCUGUCUUGAUAGAUAUGGAAGAAGGUGUUGUAAACGAGAUAUUACAAGGGCCUCUUUGA